This is a messenger RNA of Hylaeus anthracinus, 1590 nucleotides long. RefSeq names its product jerky protein homolog-like. Gene Ontology annotation, cellular component: nucleus. The coding region runs from base 34 to 852 and encodes 272 amino acids. Gene Ontology annotation, molecular function: DNA binding. NCBI's taxonomy places the organism in Eukaryota, Metazoa, Arthropoda, Insecta, Hymenoptera, Colletidae. The transcript has a single exon. The record is from RefSeq and is a predicted model, not a curated record.
UCCAAUGCAAAAGUAAUAUCAAGCUUAGAUUUUAUGAGAGUGCUACACGGAAUUGUUGACAGCCGGCUGUACACCUGGAUUAUGGAGAGGGGAGCGUUAGGAGAUGUUCUGACGAAUAAUCUCUUGCAGAAGAAAGCGAUGGAAUUGCAUACAGAAUUCGGUGGUCCCUCAAAUUUUGUUGCGAGCAACGGUUGGCUCGAGAGUUUUAAGAGAAGACACAAUUUACGUGUUGGUGGUGUCUACCGAGAGUGGGUUGACGUGAAUGCAUUUGCUCCAGAGAAAUUUCCAGAGGAAUUAAAUCGUAUAUUAACAGACGAAGAUAUCUUUGAAGCUGAUGUCUAUGUCAUGGAUGUGAUGAGCUUAAUGUGGAAAGCUCUUCCGCAAAGACUAGUGCUUCAUGAAGGCGAACAAUGCGUGAAUGGCAGAAAAAUAAGUAAAGAUUGUAUCACCGUGGCACUUUGUGCCAAUACUACUGGCGCGCACAAGCUGCCAAUCCUCUUUGUACACAAAUAUGCAAAUCCAAGAGUGUUAAAACAUUGUAUGCAACUUUUGCCAGUGGUAUACAAAAAUGAACCAAAUAGCUGGAUUACUGAACCUAUUUUUAACAAUUGGUACACCAAUUAUUUUAAACAGAGUGUAAAGGAAUACCAGGUGCAACAGAAUCGCGUGGGGAAGGUAUUACUACUAUUAGUGAACAAUUCGAAAGGACUCAUACUCUCUGAAGAAGCACUGGAAGAUUGUCAAUUUACCAUCCAAUACAACUUCAAGAAUGCAACCCAUGGACCAAAGUAUAAUUACCAAAUGCAAAAAGUUAUUCAAGCACAAACUACUCUGUCGGGUAUUGCAGCAUGAAAUAGGAGUUUAACAAUUUUAUCUGGAUUACGAUAUAAAAGACUGCAUCGAUAUGAUCGCAGAUGCCUGGGACACGAUAACAGCAUCAAACAUUCAACAUUUGUGGAGACAAAUUUUAUGUCGAUCGUCUUUGGAUAACACUUCUGAAAGACAGGUUCAAAUCACUGCUUAGAUUUUACGAAUGAAGGCCUUCUAAAAACAACUCUGAUUUUGAAAUUGUUCUUAAUAUUCAUCAUAUUCCGACUAAUGCAGUCAUCCUCUAAAAGUAAAGUACGUUUAUCUAAAUAUCUUGGACAAGAGUACUUUAUUGGAGCAGUUUCCUAAUCCAAUGCAAAAGUAAUAUCAAGUAUAGACUUUACGAAUAAAGACCCUCUAAACAGACUCUGAUUUUGCAAUUAUUCAAACUAGUGCAAUUAUCCCCUAAAAGUGAAGUAUAUCCAUCUAAAUAUCUUGGACAAAAGAUACUUUCUUGGAGCAGUUUCUUCCUCCGAUGCAAAAGUAACGUUAAACUUAGAUUUUACGAACGAAAACCCUCUAAAAAGACUCUGAUCUUGGUUCGCGGUCGGUCGAAAACCUUGAAUCUGUUCGCAGAUACGUAACUACGAUCGUUAUCGUAUAGAAGAUAACCAGAUUUUUUGUUUAACGAUAAAAGGGAAAAAAAUAUUUUACAAUCGUCGUGUACGCGGCAGUAGAAAGUCUUAAGAGCUUGCCGUUAAACCAUAAACGCAUCGUCUUUAU